CACCCUUUGCCUCCAUGGCGCCCCUGUGCUUUCAUUUCAGCAACCCUCUCGUUUUUUCAGUAUUUGGCGGGGUUGCUCUUUUGGAUCAAAAAGUUUUGGGCAUGGGCAAUCUGGUCAUUUUCAGAUGCACCCUGGGGGGCUAGGGUUUCGCGUCCCAUUUAUAUAAGGUGGUCUUUUUAGAUCUGCUGCGGCUGGUGCGUGUGUCGGUUCGCUCACUCUCUCUCUCUCUCUUUCUCUCUCUCUCUCUGUGCGCGCACACAGUGCUUCCUUCACUCCCUCACUGCAUGUCGGUUUCUCUUUAGAUUCCCAUACUUUCCGUUUCAGCAACCGUAGAUUCUCUCAUUUAGAAUAAGCAAUAAAAGCUUCAUUGUCUAUUGUGCUCUCUGGCUUUGAUUCUCUCUAGUGGUCUCUCUGAUCUCUCUGUUUUGAUCCCCAUUAGUUCUGCGCUCCUCAUAGGGGUUGUAGCGUUGAAGGACUCGCCCACUUUCUGUUCAGUGCUAGAGCAAAACAAGCGAUACCCAGCUCAGGUGCCGGGUUUCUCUUAUCUGGGUCUGGUUCAGAUCUUCAUGAUAGAUUGCAAAAAGAUGGUGGAUCUGAGCGAUAAAGGAUCGGAGUCUGAGGACGUGAAUACCAAAAACCCAAAUGGGGUUUCAUCCGAAGAAAGCCACAAGAAGACCUGCGCCGAUUGCGGUACCUCUAAGACCCCUCUCUGGCGAGGAGGCCCAGCUGGUCCAAAGUCGCUGUGUAAUGCGUGCGGGAUCAGAAGCAGGAAGAAGAGAAGAGCUACUCUGGGUUUGAACAAAGAGGACAAAAAGGCCAAGAAAACAAGUAUUGGCGGCGGCAAUAACAGUAAUCAUAAGCUAGGUUAUAAUUUGAAGCAGAGGCUGUUGGCUUUGGGUAGAGAGGUGUUGAUGCAGAGAUCGUCUGUGGAGAGGCAGAGGAAGAAGUUGGGGGAGGAGGAACAAGCGGCUGUGCUGCUUAUGGCUCUCUCUUAUGGCUCUGUUUAUGCUUAGGCCUUCAAAAAUACAAGGCGUUAGAAAUUUUAGGAGUUGGAUUGUGGUUCCUAACCUUUCAAGUGUAUCUUCUAUUAGUUUUUUUUUUUUUUUUUUUAAUUUAAUUUUAGGGGAAUUUGUUCUUUAAUUUUCUAUAGCUGUUCUUAGUAUUUAACUAACUGUUUCCGGGACUCUUGAAGUGUAUCUCAAGAAGUGUAAGAAGUGGAAAUCGAUCGAUCCUAAUUUUGUUUAUUACAUUUUGCGGCUCUCUCUAGCCUUUUA
This is a messenger RNA of Corylus avellana, 1274 nucleotides long. It is a transcript of the gene GATA16, whose product is annotated as GATA transcription factor 16. The record is from RefSeq and is a predicted model, not a curated record. Gene Ontology annotation, molecular function: sequence-specific DNA binding; zinc ion binding. NCBI's taxonomy places the organism in Eukaryota, Viridiplantae, Streptophyta, Magnoliopsida, Fagales, Betulaceae. Gene Ontology annotation, biological process: regulation of DNA-templated transcription.